Messenger RNA from Amorphotheca resinae ATCC 22711, 2251 nucleotides. RefSeq lists its product as hypothetical. The transcript is spliced from 3 exons. Gene Ontology annotation, biological process: amino acid transmembrane transport. Gene Ontology annotation, molecular function: amino acid transmembrane transporter activity. Bases 392 to 2251 code for a protein of 619 amino acids. NCBI's taxonomy places the organism in Eukaryota, Fungi, Ascomycota, Leotiomycetes, Helotiales, Amorphothecaceae. The record is from RefSeq and is a predicted model, not a curated record. Gene Ontology annotation, cellular component: membrane.
GCCAGCACGUACGCCGGAGCCCCAAUCGAUAACUCCAGGCUGCCAGAAUCGACUUUCACGAUUGAGGAAGGUCAGAGGCUGGAGACCCCGACCGAGCGGAGUCGUGUGUGCGGAAGGACCGAGGAGCCUUCCCUGCAGAGUCCAGACAGCUCAGGUGCGUGCCAAGCAAAUCCCUUUGAGCCUUGGCCAUCACGCUCCCAAUUGCUAUUAUUACCUGCUCGUCCCCGUCGCGAUCUGCCCUCCCAAUAUCAUUCCUUUCCCCUCCUCACCUUGGGACUUUUGCGAUAUACAGUACGCUGUGCGGACGUCUGUCUGUCUUCCUCGUUGGCGGGAAAUUGGGUUCGCAGACCGCCCCCACGCGUUCUUCUCUGACUUGUGAGAACCGGACAUCAUGUCAUACGAGAACGGGGGAGACCCCGAGAAGAAUCUGAAGGGUGCGGUAAUCAGCCCUGAAACGGGCUCCAGUCCUGAGCAAGCAGAUUGGGGCGUGGGAGCUGCACCCAAGGAGCCAUGGACGAGGCGUUUCAUUGACAGCUUCAAACGCGACCCGAACGCGAUGGUCUCCAAGGGCGCUCAGGUAUCGAUCGCCAAAGGAGAGUUUGACCAUAGGGCUGCGGCAGAGGCGACAGCCAACUCGGGUCUUGCUCAUACGCUCAAGGGGCGACAUCUGCAGAUGAUUGCCAUCGGUGGCUCAAUCGGUACUGGUCUCUUCGUCACUUCGGGUGCCGCGCUCUCCACUGGUGGUCCGGCCUCUCUGGUCAUCGCCUUCUGCAUUAUUGGUAUUCUCAUGUUCUGUACAGUGCAGGCUCUGGGCGAGCUGGCUGUCCUCUUCCCGGUUGCUGGCUCUUUUUCGGCCUAUUCCACUCGUUUCAUCGAUCCCGCAUGGGGUUUCGCUAUGGGUUGGAAUUACGCCAUGCAGUGGCUAGUUGUCUUACCACUCGAAAUCGUUGCCGCAUCCAUCACUUUGCAGUUUUGGCCUGGAGCCCAAGAUACCAAUGCCGCAGCUUGGGUGACCAUCUUCUUGGUCGUCAUUAUCUGUAUCAAUUUCUUCGGUGUUCGAGGAUACGGAGAAGCUGAAUUUGUCUUUGCUAUCAUCAAGGUUAUUGCCGUCAUUGGGUUCAUUAUUCUGGGCAUUAUUCUUAAUUGCGGUGGUGGUCCAAGAGGCGGUUACAUUGGUGGUCGUUACUGGUACCCCAACCGUGUUGCCCCUGAUUAUGCCGGCUACACAGAAGAUCACCAACCACCUGGAAGUAUCCAUUCUGGCGCCUUCCACUCGGGAUUUAAAGGUCUUUGCAGUGUGUUUGUGACAGCGGCGUUUUCAUUCGCUGGAACAGAGCUGGUCGGCCUCGCUGCUGCCGAAGCUGAUAACCCACGCAAGACUCUUCCUUCGGCCAUUAAGCAGGUCUUCUGGCGUAUAUGCCUCUUCUACAUUGUCGCCCUGACGAUUGUCAGCCUGUUGGUCCCUUAUGGCGAUGCGAGACUUCUCGGCCAAAGCUCUGAAGAUGCCAAGGCAUCUCCUUUCGUUAUUGCUAUCAACAACGCCGGGAUUCACGUCCUGCCCUCGAUCUUCAACGUUGUUAUCCUGAUUGCCGUCUUGUCCGUUGGGAACUCCUCGAUUUAUGGCUCUUCACGUACCCUAGCUGCCUUGGCUGAGCAGGGCCAGGCCCCUAGAUUCCUCGCCUACAUCGAUCGCCAAGGCCGACCUCUCUUCUCUAUCAUCGUCGCGUCAGUGCUCGGUCUCCUCUGCUACGUCGUUGCUGGCGGCCAAGACACCGCCAACACAGCCCUGAACUGGCUCUAUUCGCUGUCCGGUCUCUCUUCUAUCUUCACAUGGGCUUCCAUCUGCCUAGCCCACAUCCGAUACCGUAGGGCCUGGAAGAAGCAAGGCCACAGCCUCGACGAACUCGCGUUCCGCUCCCAAGCAGGCGUCAUCGGUUCCUGGAUAGGCCUUAUCCUUAACAUUCUCGUGCUCGCCGCGCAAUUCUGGACGUCCGCCUGGCCCAUCGGCUAUGGUGACGAGACCCCAGACGACCGAGCGCAGACUUUCUUCUUAAAUUACUUGGCUGCACCAGUAGUUAUCGCAUUCUACGUCCCAUAUAAGCUAUACUUCAAGACACCCUUCAUGCGCUCGAUGGAUAUGGAUCUCGAUACGGGACGCAGGGACCCAGACACGCAGGCAAUUAUUGAGGAGGAUCGCUUGGAGAAGAUGAGAAUGUCGCGCUGGAAACGGAUCUAUAAAAUAUUCUGUUAG